GACAGUGUCCGUGAGAAGGUUGGUUAAUUUAAUUCACUUCAUCCUGUGUUUAUUUUAUUGUGUAAAUUAUCAUUUCAGUGCUUAAUUUUACCAGUGAAUAUUGUACAAAGUUAGAAAUGGAACAUCAGUAUCAAGCUGGGUUUGUGCCUCCAAUAGUAGCUCCGUUCAUUACAGGUUAUGAUUCACAAUUUGACAGUGAUGAUCUUUCGAGAGAUGCCUCACCAAAUCUUAAGAUAAAUCCAGAAAACUGUAACAGCAACAGUAACAGUUCAUGUGGGGAUAAAGCUCCUGUUGAUGAAGAGGAAAGAAAACGUAUUCGCAGGGAAAGAAAUAAACAAGCUGCUGCUCGAUGUAGACAGAGACGUAUUGAGUAUACCAAUAAAUUGGCUCGUGAAACUGAGGAAUUAGAACUUGGUAAUGUUGAAUUACGGAAUACGCUACAUGAGUUAAUGCAGCAAAAAGCGCAUCUCGAAGCAACAUUGAAAAUGUAUACUAAAAAGUGCGCAUAUGUUUAAUUCAGGAUUCCAGUUCGUAAUGGCCGAUUCUUAAUUCAAUUAAAUCAUCUUGAACAAAUCAUCAUAAUCAUUGUGACUCAUCUUUCAGUCUAUUGGCUAACCCAUAUUGACAUAUGAUAAAAUUAAUUUUACUUUCUAUA
Tetranychus urticae (two-spotted spider mite) is the source of this 655-nucleotide messenger RNA. Its product is annotated as transcription factor kayak. NCBI's taxonomy places the organism in Eukaryota, Metazoa, Arthropoda, Arachnida, Trombidiformes, Tetranychidae. Gene Ontology annotation, molecular function: RNA polymerase II cis-regulatory region sequence-specific DNA binding; DNA-binding transcription factor activity, RNA polymerase II-specific. Gene Ontology annotation, biological process: regulation of transcription by RNA polymerase II. Gene Ontology annotation, cellular component: nucleus. The record is from RefSeq and is a predicted model, not a curated record.